Molecule: messenger RNA, 1452 nt
Organism: Fusarium poae
Lineage: Eukaryota; Fungi; Ascomycota; Sordariomycetes; Hypocreales; Nectriaceae
Exons: 2
Coding region: 1-1452 (483 amino acids)
Source: RefSeq, a predicted model, not a curated record
AUGCCCGGACUCAUCAGCGGGGGCCGGGAAUACGCCGAUAGCAUCAUGCUAUAUUUGGACAAUCCAUUGCUCACCCCCGUCAACGAUCGAGGCGUGGCACAAGAAGCAGAAUUGUUCGAAAGUAUCACCUUGGAACAGUUUGGCCGCCGCUUAGCGCAGGUAAUCAACACUUACUUGCUUGUGGGUCAGGUCUAUGGAAUUGCCAUGGAAGCCGACUCCAACUUCAAGUACAACAUCACGGCGCCUGUUGAAGUUGGUAACCUUGUUGAAGUCUACACUAUAGAUUGGACGUGGAUGACCUUGUUCAUUGUGUCUUGUGUCAUAUUGCUUGCAAGUGGUAUCACAGGUAUAUUCUUUGCUUAUCUAGCUAUCGGGCCCGAGAUUCUUGGCUAUGCUUCUUCCAUUGUUCGAGAUUCCAAGUAUAUCGCUCUUCCCGCCGAGGCCGGCAAGAAAGACGCAUUUGAGGUGGUUAAGAUUAUGGGACGCAAAAGACUCAACAGUAACACAUUCGACCCAAACAUCGACAUCCCCGAUCUCAGCGGGAAAGUCUUUGUCGUCACCGGAGGCAGUGCAGGCAUAGGAUACGGAAUCUCAGCUCACAUCCUCCAGCACAAUCCCAAAAAGCUUUAUCUCCUCGGCAAAAAACAACACCAUCUCGAUGAAGCCGCUGAAGGUUUAAAGAAAUUCGGCGACAUUUCACGUGUGGAGUUUGUCCAGGUUGAACUUGAAGACCUCCAUGAUACGGAUAAAGUUGCCAAGAAACUCGCAUCAGAGUUGGAGCGGCUUGACGCGUUGGUUCUCAACGCCGGAUUAGGCGUCGGACCUUAUGGAGAGACAAAUGACGGCAUUGAUAGUCACAUGCAAGUCAAUGUCUUUGCGCAACAUCAUUUGGCCAUGACUCUUCUGCCAAAGCUCAUCGCUACUCCAGACAGUAGACUUUGUCUGCAGUCAUCAGACAUGCAUCGCGCAGCACCCAGCUCAAUCAAGUUUGCCAACCUUGAGGAGAUCAAUACAGAUAUCGGCCCAGCGUAUCUUUACAACCGUACCAAGCUGGCCCAGAUUCACCUUGUCCGGGCUCUUGUUCGACGCAAAGAACGAGGCGAGCUUGGAAUGCAGCCUGGCAAGGGACCAUGGAUUAAUGCGACUCACCCUGGCGGUGUCAAGACGGAUCAGCAGGAACAGGCGAUUGAUGCUUACGGGACUCUUGGUAAAGUUGGCGUGGCUAUUGUCCGACCAUUCUUGAAGGAUCCCGUUGACCAAGGUUGUCGGCCGAUUCUGUUUGCUGCGACUAGUGAUGCUGUCAAGGAAGAGAAGAUUGAUGGUUGUUAUAUCGUUCCAGACCGCAAGGUUACUGAGCCGACUUCGCAAGCCCUGGACGAAGAACUUGGGGAGCAGUUAUGGAGGCUUACUGAGACAAUUUUGAAGGAGAAGCUUGGGUCAACAACGCAGUGA